Molecule: messenger RNA, 1201 nt
Organism: Wallemia mellicola CBS 633.66
Lineage: Eukaryota; Fungi; Basidiomycota; Wallemiomycetes; Wallemiales; Wallemiaceae
Product: MFS general substrate transporter
Exons: 4
Coding region: 65-1192 (375 amino acids)
Biological process (GO): transmembrane transport
Cellular component (GO): membrane
Molecular function (GO): transmembrane transporter activity
Source: RefSeq, a predicted model, not a curated record
GUUCGCCGUGACAUGCUUAUCAUUCGCAACUAUUGGCUUGAAUGAUAGUUCUAUCGGUGCAUUAAUGCCACAAAUGGAGGUUUAUUACAACAAGAGUGAAUCAAUAAUGUCACUCUCUUUUUUGGCAAAUAGUGGAGGAUACUGUAUUGCGACAGUAGCAUCAUCAUAUAUGAUUCAUCAUAUGCCAUUAUAUAUAGUGCUGAUGAUAUCCACAUUCAUCUACGCAGCUGGUUCACUUAUAGGGACGUUUAAACCGCCUUUUGCAGCAUUGAUGGUAUCACUCGUUAUGACCGGGGUGGGAGGUGGUUUGUUAGACACAGCUGCAACAUCCGUACUUGUUCAUUUUGAAAAUGGUCCGCUUCUCUCUUUGGCAUUUUCAUUUUUUGCGAUAGGUUCAAUGUCUUCACCAUUUCUUGUUGGCGGUCUCCGUGAGAGUGAACGUCCCUGGGAACUUUACUUCUGGUUUCCAUUCGCGCUGACUUGUUUUCUUUUCGUCUUGCAAUGGUUUGUCUAUCGCUCCUAUAAAGCGCCAAUCGAAGCGGCAGGAAUACAAAUAUCCGCCAGCCGUCGCCUUCGUAUCAUUUGCACCAAUCCAAUGUGUAUUCUUGCUAUAAUAUUAAGCUUCCUUACGAUAGGAAUUCAAGGUAGUUGGAGCCAGUGGGCCAGUAAAUAUCUCCAGGACACCAAGAAACUCGAGUCUGGAGUACCACAGUUGGCUCAAGGGACGUUCUGGGCUGGUGUUACAGUAUCAAGGAUUGUUCUCUCCUACGUAAUUCCUGUAGUAGGUUAUAAUUUGUCGCCAUUGUUGCUUCUUGCUGGAUACGCUGCAACUUCGGCUGGGAUGUGGAAGCUACCAACGGAGAAUAUCGCUGGUGCAAUGUGCUUGAACGUCCUGCUUGGAUUCGCCACUGGUCCACUAAUGCCUUUAAUUAUAUCAGGCUUGUGUAGUGGUCUUCUCGGUUCGAGUAUUCUCCCAUUGGUGAUCGGCCAGGGCGUCGAUACGUUCAAUACCGACAUCAUACCAGGUGUUUUAAUAGUUGUUUUACUUCUCAUCUUCUGCAUUAACGUCAUUCUACAUCUCUUCAAAUAUCGCGAUUUAGCCAACCAAAAUGGUAAUGAACGAUCGCUAUAUCAAUUCAUGAGAAUUACAUACACAUUCCCUCAAAGAUCCAAAGAUACAGCAAAGCUAUGAUUUUUACCC